CCUCAACUUCUCCAAUCAUACAGUUGCACUCCCUUAAGUGUACUACAGGCCCCUUCCCGCGUCCUACACGUUCUUCGUUCUGGCCAUUGUACGACAGCAUGACCUCUUUCAGGGAGAUUACGCCGCUGGACAUGUUGAUUUCACGAUAAUCACUCCGCCCAUGCACUAAAACAUGCCGGUCCCUUUCUCACGCUCGAGGGUCGCGCUCGCCCUCACACUGGUGCUCAUCUUCUCCCUCGGCCUACACCUGGCCUUUCGCGCGCCUUCUCGGCCCAAAUGGACUUCAUAUUAUCCGGCUGCGGAGAAGCCGGUAAUCCAAACAAGUCGAUUCCCAUGUCGGGAUCUUGCCACCGUCGAAGAUCUGGUCGUGGUCAUGCGCACCGGAGCGACGGAAAUCCAGGACAAGCUGCCGAAGCACUUCCAAACCACGUUUCAGUGCUUUGACAAUCUCCUCGUCUUCUCCGACUAUGAAGAACUCUUCCAGGACUACCCCGUGCACGAUGUUCUCAAAAACAUGAACCCUGACAUAGUCGCAUCGAAUCCCGACUUUGAGAUCUACCGUCGGCUGAAAGCGAAGGGGCGAUCGGCGCUACGUCCCGAAGAGCUCUCCGGCGGCGCGAGCUUUGAAGGCAGCAAAGUCGGCAAGAUCGAAAAUCCGGGCUGGAAACUGGACAAGUGGAAGUUUCUGCCCAUGAUUCGGGAAUCGCUGGAUCUGCGCCCGGAAGGCUGGUGGUUCGUUUUCGUCGAGUCCGACAGCUACGUUGUAUGGUCCAACCUCUUGCAGUGGAUAAAGAAGCUGGAUCCGUACGACCCACACUACUACGGUAGCGAAAACAUGAUCGGAUUCGAUGUCUACGCGCACGGCGGCUCCGUCUUCGUCUUGUCCCGGCCUGCGAUGGAGAAGGUUGCGAAGCUCUACGCCGAGAAGCCAAACUACUGGCACCACUACACUGCGCAACAUUGGGCCGGCGACUGCAUUCUGGGCAAAGCGCUGAAAGCGGUCGACGUGGAUCUGACGUACUCAUGGCCCAUGUUCCAAGGCGGGCACCCCGAGAAAAUGGACUUUUCGCAGCCAAAGGCAUUCACGAACGAAGCGAUGUGGUGCAGGCCUGCCCUCUCCUACCAUCACCUCGCCUCACCCGAAGUGGAGAGGAUGUGGAACUUGGAGCAAGGAUGGAUUCGGGAACGGCUGGUUGCGGCCGCGAAAGAGAAUCGCAAGCCCUUCGACAAUCGACAGGCAGACAUUCUGCACCACGGAGAAAUUUUCAGGAAGCUGGUCCUUCCUAACAUCACCGCCGACCGGAGCGAGUGGAACAAUCUCUCGCCCGACUUGGUCGUUGCGGGCAAUCACGACUACGAAACAUGCAAACGUUUGUGUCAAGACAACGCCGACUGUCUCCAAUUCUCCGUGGGGCCGCCGGGAUGCUCAAUCGGUACCAAGUUCCCCGAGCUGGGCCAGCGGUGGGCAGACUACCAGUCACACUGGAUGAAUGAUCGGGUUGAUGCAUGGAUGGCUCGCCUCGAAGGCUGCAAGGGAGUUGAGGGCUGGUCGGUUACUUGAUAUGGGGGCAUAGCGAUGCAUUUCCGCGAUAGCGCAUGGUUACUGUAUAUGAUACCACAUAAUCGAGACUGUUCAAAGCGGCGC
Molecule: messenger RNA, 1645 nt
Organism: Neohortaea acidophila
Lineage: Eukaryota; Fungi; Ascomycota; Dothideomycetes; Mycosphaerellales; Teratosphaeriaceae
Product: putative galactosyltransferase
Exons: 1
Coding region: 173-1561 (462 amino acids)
Cellular component (GO): membrane
Molecular function (GO): glycosyltransferase activity
Source: RefSeq, a predicted model, not a curated record